This is a messenger RNA of Megalobrama amblycephala (Wuchang bream), 3669 nucleotides long. RefSeq lists its product as uncharacterized. The transcript is spliced from 7 exons. Bases 242 to 1378 code for a protein of 378 amino acids. Gene Ontology annotation, molecular function: NAD+ binding. The record is from RefSeq and is a predicted model, not a curated record. Lineage: Eukaryota; Metazoa; Chordata; Actinopteri; Cypriniformes; Xenocyprididae.
GGGAUGGUUUCCCGCCCUUAUUCAUAAAAUGACGUAUUUCCUGUAUUGUCACGUAGCUUGUAAUGUUUUGCGGGAACAGACUUGUUCAGAGUCAAAUAUGACAUUCAAUUUUCAGUACAUCAUAUAGAUAUAUAUGUAAUACCCCGCCUGUUAUUUUGUUGCGAGGUAUCAUCAAUCCGCUGCUGUUCGUGUUGACUGUCUUCCCUCCUUCCUCAGUCGGGUAAACAAAUAAGGUGUCAACAUGAGCAAGGCGAAGUCGAGUAGGGACAGAAGGAUUGCUCCGCCCGGUGUCACCAGGGUGACUCGCAGUUCCAUCAACCCUCAGGACUCUCAGCGCACUAAACCUACAGAUUCAGGCCUUGUCAAUGAUCUCAGCCUAAUGAGCGUGAGUGAACAGCAGGCCUUGUUAGCACGGGAAGGGAAGUCCUACCAGAGUCCCAGCACCAAAUCUGUUCUCUCCUCAUCCUCGGGCACCUCUAUGCCUCGCAAAGCUUUGGGAACUAUCGGCAGGCUGAUGAAGCUUGGACGGGUGCGAAACAUUGUGGUGGUUGCAGGAGCAGGUAUCAGCACAGCCAGCGGUAUACCAGACUUCAGGACACCAGGGACGGGACUUUAUGCAAACCUUGCGAAGUAUGACAUCCCUUACCCAGAGGCCAUCUUUAACAUUGACUACUUCUCUGACAACCCUCAUCCCUUCUUCUCAUUGGCUAAAGAGCUGUACCCUGGACACCACCGUCCAAACUACGUUCACUAUUUCAUCCGUAUGCUGCAUCAGAAGGGCCUGUUACUCCGCAUGUACACUCAGAACAUCGAUGGACUUGAAAAGCUGUGUGGUAUCCCGGAUGACAAACUCGUGGAGGCUCAUGGGAGUUUCGCCACUGCUGCUUGUCACCUCUGCUAUACGCCAUAUCCUGCAGAGGAAGCCAAGCAAGCUAUAAUGAACGGCAACGUGCCCAUCUGUACUUUUUGCGCCGGGGCAGUCAAACCUAAUGUUGUAUUCUUUGGAGAGGAUCUACCAGAAAAGUACUUUCAACAUGCUGAAGAUUUCCCAAAAGCUGACCUUCUCAUGAUCAUGGGCACUUCUUUAAAGAUCGAGCCCUUCGCCAGCCUGAUUAACACUGUAAAGUCCACAGUGCCUCGUCUGCUGCUCAACCGUGAUCCGGUUGGGCCUUUUGAACGGAGGCCCCUGAGGAGGGGCGACUACAUGGAGCUGGGGGAUCUCUCAGAUUCUGUCCGAAAACUCGCAGAGAUCCUGGGGUGGCAUACUGAGAUCCAAGACCUGAUGAACAGCCAUGAAAAUGGUGUUUGUUCUUGUACUGACCCCAGCAGUAGCAGCGGUGAGAACAGUGACUCCUCUGAGACCGACAGCAUGCAUUAAUAACAUCCACAGAGAUGCUCUGUAUGUUUAAAAUAUCCUUGGGUGUGGAAUGGAGACCUGAGAUUUGUUUAUCUAACUCAAUACAUCUGAAUGUUUUAUGUCAGCGUUCUCACCAGUAUUUACAGCCAGUUUUACUGUAUUUGUAGCGGUGUCUUUUUUUCUGACCAGAUGAACACCAGCCAUAUUUAUUCAGACAGUGAAACUUGGCCAUGUUUCUGGUGGGUGUAGACUCAUUAUUUUAAACCCAGCAAAAUCGGUGUCUGCUGCUCAUUUUGACUGAAAACCCACAUCAGAAUAUCUUGAAAAAUCUGGCUCUUGUACUCUAUGAAAAGACCAUAAUGUAUACGCAGAGAACUUUAGUGGAUUUAGCUCUACUUAAAGGGUUAGUUCACCCAAAAAUGAAAAUUCUGUCAUUAAUUACUUGCCCUCAUGUCGUUCCAAACCAGCAAGACCUUCAUCUUCAGAACACAAAUUAAAAUAUUUUUGAUAAAAAUCCAAUGGCUCAGAGAGGCCUCCGCCAGCAAAGUCCCUGAACCUCUCAAGAUCCAGAAAGGUACUAAAGACGUUGUUAAAACAGUCGACGUGACUACAGUGGUUCUACUGCACUCAUGAAAGCACCACGACGCAUGUGCGGGAAGAUGCCGGCGUUCUGACAUAUGCUUGCGAACACAGUGCCGCGCUUCAUAUCUCAGAACGCCAGCUUUACGUCAUCUUCCCGCGCAUGCCUCAUGGUGCUUUCGUGAGCACAUUUUAGAGGCCCAGGCGGAAGAGAAGAGCUUGUUGAACAAAGUCGUUAUUUUAUUUUUGCAUACAAAGUAUUCUUGUCGCUUCAUAAAAUUAUUAUAGAACCACUGUAGUCACGUUGACUGUUUUUAACAACAUCUUUAGUACCUUUCUGGAUCUUGAGAGGUGCAGUGACAUUGCUGGUAAUGGAGGACUCUCUAAACCAGUGUUUCUCAACCCUGGUCCUGGAGGACCCCCAACACUGCACAUUUUGAAAGUCUCCUCUGUCUGACACACUCAUUUCAGGUAGUGGAGUUUCUUCUAAUGAGCUGAUGAGUUGAAUCAGGUGUGUUUAAUUAGGGAGAAAGACAAAACCUGCAGUGUUGGGGGUCCUUCAGGACAAGGUUUGAGAAACACUGCUCUAAACCAUCAGAUUUUUUCAGAAAUAUCUUGAUUUGUAUUCUGAAGAUGAAUGAAGGUCUUAGGGGUUUGGAACAACAUGAGUAAUUAAUGACAGAUUUUUUUUGUUUCUUGGGUGAACUAACACUUUAAAUGGCUGUAAAAUUUUAUCAGGCCCUGUUACUGAAAAAAAAACUACAGGCAUGGCACUUAGGAUUAUUUUAUUAAUUUAGUAUGGCUAAUUAUCUCUGGACAAGCCAAGAAUGUAUUAUGUCAAGGUUCCUUUAGCAUUUCCACAAAGUGUAUUUGAGAUUUUAAUCUUUUUGUUUGGAAUAGUUGGUGGUAUAUUUUGGUGCAGAAAGGAGUUAAUGUUUAAAGGAUUGGGAAUAAUGUAUGUUUGUGUGUGUAUAUGUCCAUGUAGGUUAUUUUGUAGUCCGCGAGUCCUGGUUUGGCCCCAGUGAGCGAACUGUGCAAAAUUAGCAUGGGAGGCGUGACCUCCCAAGUGUGCAGUGCCCCCACUGUGUGUUUUCACAGGCACUGCAGCCUCCAAGCGGGAGCUCCAACCCCCCCAAAACUCUAAUAAAUGUCUUUGGUCGGCAACAAAGAACCCCAAUAUCCUGCUGCUGUGUUUGUGAAUGUAUGUGUGAGGUUCUUGUAUGAGAACGGCUAUGAGCGCAAUUUCAUUUUGCACAGGAUCAGUGAAGUCGCUGGUAAUUACCACACUGUUGUGAUCGUAUCUGUUCAUGUCCCUCAGGGAUUUUGAUAGGAGUUUGGCAUGUUUUGGGAAAUGCGGACAAAAAGCCAGAAUGCCUAUUUAAAUGUUUCAAUCCAUCUUAAUGUGUUUGUUUGUUUGUUUUUUUUUUUUUUUUUUUUUUUUUUUUUAUUCAUUUGUGCAGUUUGGUUAAAGCCUGUUAACCAGCUAUUUUUGUCAGUGUUUCUGAUUCAUGCAACAGUUGCAUUUUGUUGGCCUCUCCAGUUAAAUAUAUGAUUGUCAGUAGUUUCAUCUUGCUUUUUUUUUUUUUUUUUUUUUUUUUAAACUUAACAUUCUUGCUAUUUGUACUUUGAAUAUUAAAAUGCUUGUUUUCUGUUCUGUACAUUGGUACUUUUAUUACCCUGUUAAAGAAAUUGCAUAUUAUAGUAUUUAAUAAAUAUUCAUCUUUGUCUCUUCA